UCCUAUAAGACCCAUUCCUUCCUCCUCAUCCCGCAUCCAUUCCAUUGCCAACCUCUGAAGCAGCAGCAGCCCAACCUUUCCCUUCCUCUUCUUUCUUUCUGUCUGUCUUCCGUCGAUGGCCACCGAGGUGCUGCGCCCGCACAACGUCCUCCUGCCUUCCCCUGCGCAGAGGAUCCGUGCCACGUCGUCGCAGCAGAGGAGGCCGACGGCCAGGGCACCCGUGCCGGCGGCCGCCCGGAGACACCAGGGCAAGCCCAGGAGGGCGCCCGCUGCCGCCGCGGUGGAGGUCUACGCCGGGCCGGCGUUCUCCGUGUCCCCCGAGCCGAGUGCGCUGCCGCUGCCGCAGUUCCCGUUCAGGAAGGCCGCCGCCGCCGUCGCCGUCGUCGACGAUGACGCCGCCACGCGCGACCUCCGCCGCAUGCUCCGGCUGGAGUAGUCGCCGCCUCUAGCCGGCGCGCGUGACAUAGCUUCUUCUUCUUUAAUUGUUCCCCUUCUCUUCUCUGGCCUUGCAGUUGGCAUGUGAGCUGUACGGGUAGUUCUGGCCAGCCUCGUGGUGCGUGGCGCCGCCGCGGCCAGGUCGCCGGCUCAGUUUUAUUGUGUGGCCGGAGACCGGUAGCGCGGCGGCCGUGAGCUCCGACGACGGCGGCGUAGAAUGAACGCAGCAGUAUGCGACGACGAUGAUGUAAUUACGUAUUCACAUUUACAUUGUAGACAUAUACAGUAUAUGUAUACGCCUAUACGGUAGGGGUCUCUUUGGUAUAAUACAAGUCUAAAGUAAUUAGUUUAACCCACCCAUGUGUGUGUACCAUGUCUUAGCAUAAGAAAAACAGGCCAUUUUCCGCCUGUUUAUAGGUGUAUUGGUUGAUUGAAAAGUGUUUUUAUUUUUGGUUGUGUUCGUGGGGAUAUAUAUUUCAAUUAGUCAUAGCUAAAUUAUGUUCACUGUAAUUAGUCGCUAUGUCAACUCGGUUGGUGGCACG
Molecule: messenger RNA, 977 nt
Organism: Oryza brachyantha (malo sina)
Lineage: Eukaryota; Viridiplantae; Streptophyta; Magnoliopsida; Poales; Poaceae
Exons: 1
Coding region: 116-436 (106 amino acids)
Source: RefSeq, a predicted model, not a curated record